AUGGAUGAAAAUGAAAGAUUAUUUCAACAUGCUAUUAACGACUAUGAAUUAAACAAUAUUCCUAUAGAAAAAUUAAAAAACAAAGAAAAGAUCGGAAAAGGUGCAUUUGGUUACGUGUAUAGAUGCAAUAUUGACGGAGAUUCUAGAAUGGUGGCAGUAAAAGAAAUAUAUGUUGGGGACGAGGAUAGCGAAACAUCCAUUAAAUCCUUCCUUAAUGAGUUAAAAUUACAUAGCAAGGCCAAAAGUCAUCGUAUUAUUGAGUUAUUUGGGAUGGGCUAUGAUAAAAAUGGAGAUUUAUGCUAUCUUGUGAUGGAACUUGCCGAGUGUCAUUUAAGGAAAUAUUUAAAUGACAAAAAGGACGAACUUCAAUGGGAUAAAAAAAUAGAACUCGCAAUCCAAUUAACAGAAGGAUUGUCUUACAUCCAUAAUGUGAUGAAUGUGGCACACCGUGAUUUGAAUGUACGCGAAGCUCCUACUAUUGGAACACCAUUAUCCUUUAUUCAACUUUAUUCCAAAUGUUGGGAUUCAUGGCCUUUGCUUCGCCCUAUUGCAGAUCAAAUUCUUAAUGAACUUAAAUAUUUAUCUCUCGAUCCAAUGCAUAACAAUUAUAACUCCGUUAAUGGCAUAAUGUCAAAUACAACUGGUGAAUGA
Molecule: messenger RNA, 651 nt
Organism: Acaulospora morrowiae
Lineage: Eukaryota; Fungi; Glomeromycota; Glomeromycetes; Diversisporales; Acaulosporaceae
Source: the annotation of a GenBank genome assembly